AUGGUCCAAAUCAAUACCGAAGAAGCCUUGAGCUUGGCUGCCAGGAUUGAAGCCAUAACGUCUAACCCAGAGAGCAUUCUUGGUUUGCAGGAUGACUUGCUUCGUCAAAGACUUCGUGAGGCUGGGCGAAGGCUCAGCCAUGCCAUGGAGAUACCUGUGGACACUGCCCGUAGGCUGCAAAAUACUCCUCUUGAGCUUACGGCUGCAUACAUUGGUGUAGAGAAGGGGAUUUUCAGCGCUCUGGCAACUCAGUCUGGCACGAUGGGCAUUUCAGAGUUGUCGGAGAAGACUCACAUUGACCCUGUUCUUCUGAGACGACUCUUGCGCUUCUACCAGGCACAUGACUUGAUUUCACAACCCGGAGAUGAUGCCUACGGUGCAAACAACAUCACGAAGGGCAUGACCACACUCUGCUGCUCAGCCGGUGUGGAGUAUUUCUUUAAAUCAGUGCUUCCUGCGUAUACAGCCCUUCCUCAGUUCUUGGAAGAGAACGAGUACAAGAAUCCUACAAACCCGGAUCAGCUACCGUGGCACGUAGGACACAAGACUGAUCUCAACGCCUUCCCAUGGCUCCUUAGCCACCCGCGUCAAAUGGAAGUGUUCAUGCAGGCCAUGGCGACGCUGAGGGAUGGUAUGCCCAACUGGUUUGACAUUGUUGAUUUUCGUGAAGAAAUCCUUCACGGCCACGACGCAGAGCCCUCUGUGCCUCUCUUCGUGGACGUAGGUGGAGCCAUGGGCCAGCAAUCCAUCUUCUUCAAAAACGCGUACCCUGACCUCAAGGGGAGGGUCAUUGUCCAAGACCAGGCACAUGUUAUCAACCAGAUCAAGGCGACGCCUCUACCGGGAUUCGACGGUAUUGAGGCUAUGGUUCACGACUUCUUCCAGCCACAGCCAAUCAAAGGAGCACGAGCAUACUAUCUCAGGAUGAUUUUCCAUGACUGGCCCGAUCACAAGGCUGUUGAGAUCCUCAAGCAUCUCAGGGAUGCCAUGACCGAGGGCUCUUACCUCUUGAUUGAUGACACGGUCUUGUCUGAAAAGCAGGCCCCGUGGAAAGCCGCGUUUUUGGACAUGACUAUGAUGUGCCAACUUGGGGCUCAGGAGCGCACCAAGGCUGAAUGGGAAAGACUCACGGCUGAGAGUGGAUUCAAGAUCCUCAGGAUCUGCGAGUACGCUCCAGAUGCUCAAGAGAGCCUCAUUAUUGCUGUGAAGUCGACAUAG
Messenger RNA from Diaporthe batatas, 1218 nucleotides. RefSeq lists its product as uncharacterized. The transcript is spliced from 6 exons. Gene Ontology annotation, molecular function: O-methyltransferase activity. Lineage: Eukaryota; Fungi; Ascomycota; Sordariomycetes; Diaporthales; Diaporthaceae. The coding region runs from base 1 to 1218 and encodes 405 amino acids. The record is from RefSeq and is a predicted model, not a curated record.